UGUUCAGAUUGAAUUUCUCCUUUUCAUCUCUGUUCAUUUCUUCCUCAUCUCUCUCUCACUCUCGCUCUCUCUUUAUUUCUCUCUGCUACAAAAUGUACUAAAAAUUUUCUACAAGAUCAUUACCAUGAGAUGCUGUUAACAUUAGUGAUGAGAGAAUAAUGAUGAUGAUGGUGGUGAAAAGAACUUGACAAAAGUUUGAGAGAGAAAAGGAGAGAGAGAGAGAGAGAGAUGGAAAAGAGGAAGACUAUGAAGAAGAUAAAGUGUAAAAUCAUAUAAAUGAGUGAAAGAGAGAGAAAGAGAAAGAAGAAGAUAAAGAAACAGUGUUAAAAAUUACACCUUCUCUUUCCCAAUCAUUCAUCAAAUUCACCAGGAAACAAAACAUGAAUACAAACAAAGUGAUGAAAAUAUAAUCAUUCCCAGUUUCUCAACUCCCAUCGGUCUAAUUGAUAUUUAUUAUUGAUAAAGUGUUAAAACUUUCAACAAGAAAAUAACCAAAACAAAAAAAAGUUAUCUAAUAUUCGGGAAUACGAGACAAUAUAAACGUCAUUAUAAUCAUCAUCUCCAUCAUCUACAUUAUGAUUUUCUUUCAAUAAUCAAGUAGAAAAUGUUAACAUGAUGAAAAUUUUACCAAUCAUAAUUGUGAUAUUACUUAAGUUUCAGUGUUUCUCCUGUUAUAUAUCACUCCAUCUGAAAGAAUAAGCCAAAAUAAUUCAUAACUUUAAUCCAUUGAAAAGUUUUUUUUUUCUGUGCCAAAGUUUCAAUUGUGGACCAGCAAAAAAGUUUCAUCUUCACAACUCAGCAAAUUAAUAUUAUUAUUCAUUCAUAAAUUACCAUUAGAAAAGCUCAUCAUCAUAUUCAUUUUUAUACAAUAGUUAUAAAUCCAUAAGGAUCAUUAUCAUCAUCGUCUUCUUUGUUUACAUUAUCAUCUUUUUAUUGAUCAUUAUCAUUAGUGAAAUGUAUUGAUAAUCGUUAAUACCAACGAUUAGCAUUCAACCAUGGAUUUUAUGGAUUAUAAUGUGAUGAUAUUCAAUUUAACACCAUGUUCAUCUUGGAACAAUUCAACUGUUACUUAUGAUAGGUAUGGAUGUGCUGAUGAUCUUUUACCCUCAUCACCCUCAUCAUUACCUUCAUCAUCUUCAUCAUCAUCAUCAUCUUCCAUUGAAACGUCAAGUUCAUCCUUCUCAUCACCAUCUUCAUCAUCAGUAGUCGCCUUAUCAACCUCUAAGUUAUCAACUUCCAAUAUUUCAUCUGCAAAACUUUCACUUUCUUCAUCACUUGUUAUCGUUUCCUCUUCUCUAACCGAUAUAACCCUAUCAGCAUCAUCUUCAUUAUCUUCCUUUGAUUCGGAUAAUUUUACUAGUAUACGUGAUCGUUUAACCGAUUCUGGUGAUGAAAGUGCUAUCGGUCCACCAUUUAACCUUUGGAUGACCAUUUUUAUUGCAACGUCCAUCGCUAUUCUCAGUGUGAUCACAAUACUUGGUAACAUUUUAGUUCUAACAGCGUUUGUUGUUGAUAGACAAAUUCGACAGCCAAGUAACUAUUUUAUCGUUUCUCUUGCAAUAUCCGAUUUAUGUAUAGGAUUUUUUUCUAUGCCAAUAUUUGCGAUCUACAUUUUACAGGGUACAUGGAAACUUGGUCCAACUCCAUGUGACCUUUGGUUAUCCGUUGAUCAUACUGUUUGCCUGGUUUCCAUUUACACGGUCCUUUUAAUUACCAUCGAUCGUUAUUGUUCAGUUAAAAUACCAGCCAAGUAUCGUAACUGGCGAACCAAGAAAAAAGUUAUCUACAUGGUUCUAAUUACAUGGAUUGUACCAACAUUAUUAUUUUUUACUUCCAUUAUGGGCUGGGAACAUUUUAUCGGUUAUCGUGAUCUUGCCCCAGGUGAAUGUGCAGUACAAUUUUUGAAAGAUCAAGUUUUCAAUACGUCGCUAAUUAUUGGCUACUUUUAUGUUACCCUUGUUAUCCUGUUUGUACUUUAUGGUGAAAUUUAUAAAACCGCUCGAGAGAUGGCCAAAAAAUCCGAAGAAAAAGCGAAAAAAGUUCAAUCUCUUGUCACUUUAACUCGUGGCCCUGGUGGCGGUGGUGGUGGUGGAAAUUAUGGCGGCGGAGUUGAUGGAAAAGGAGGAGUGGGUAGAGGAAUGGCUCUUUCAAAGACCCAAAGUACUCUAUUAAGUCAAGAUAAACCUAAACCUGGAACAAAUUUAACUGUCCCAUCAGGUACUGGUGGAUCUUGCGUUGGUCCAAACGCCAGUGUUUACACUGAGGGUUCAGGUGAACUUCAGGGUAAAGGUAUAAGAGCAUAUGGACAAACUACAAGUUUUAAUGUGAACGCUAAAGAGGGUAAGGAAAAUACCACUGGCUCAGUAGCGACAGCCGCUCAAAAUGAUGGUGGAGCAAAUAAUUCAGACCAGGAUCGUUCGAGUUCACCCAUUUUCGACUCAGAUGAAGAGUGUUCCCCUCAACCAGUAGUCGUUGUUAGUAAAAAUGUUAAGAGCUCUAAAAGUAGCGGGGGAACUGGUACUUGUGAUGGUGGUCGAACCCGAGGUGAUAAAAGGAGUAAUAGUAACGAUAAGGGUAAUAAAAAGAGUGAGAGUAAAAGUAAAAGUAAAGAAUCAAAUAAAGUGUCACAACCAACGGUAUUAAUACCUCGUUCACCUUUAGCCUGUUCACAAACUCAUAAAUUAAAUAUUCCGCCUUUUCCAUCAAAUAAAAGUAAACACUCAAAUAAACAGAGUAAACAUCAAGUCAACAAUCAGCCAUCAACAUCUCAACAACCAAGACCAGAACCACCUAAAUCAUUGCCAAUUGAAUCAAAGAAAUCAAUAGCUGAAUUAAAUUACAUCAGUGACAAUUUGACCCAUUGUGAUUCCCAAUUGGUUGCUAAUAAUGAUAAAACAUUGCAACAAGUUAAGGAUAACAUUAUAUCACCAAGAUCAUUGCAACAAUCAACUAACUGUGUCAAUGAGGAUGGUAAAGAUUCAGCAAUUAAUAUAUGUGACCCUCGUUCAGGUGAGAUAGCUUUAGUUAUCGAAUCAAAUGAUGAUAAAGUUAACGAAUUACCAAAUCGACAGCUACGAAAGUGUAUCAGUAGUUUAGGUGAUGAUGAUGAUUUCGAUGGAGAUGAUGGAGAUGAUCAAUUGGACAUUGAUGAAUCUAAAAGAGAGAUUAAAACGAUGGAAGGUGAAAUUAGAGCAACACCAACAACAGGUAAUGGUGGUAAUGGAAUACAAGCAGCAGAAGAUGAGGAAGAUGAUAAAGGUGCCAUGGUGUUAAAAUUAUCGAAGCGUCUUCGAAAUGGUAGGAAAAAGAAUAAGGAGAAAAGGCAAAAAUCUAAAUCGGAAAAUCGAGCUCGAAAAGCGCUCAGAACAAUCUCAUUCAUUUUGGGUGCAUUUGUUAUCUGUUGGACACCAUAUCAUAUAAAUGCUUUAAUCGAAGGAUUUUGUAAGAAUUGUGUUAAUCAUCAUUGGUUUUAUUUCACUUAUUUUCUCUGUUAUGUUAAUUCACCAGUUAAUCCAUUUUGUUAUGCGAUGGCUAAUCAACAUUAUAAACGAACUUUUUACCGAAUCUUGAAAGGAGAUUUUCAUCGAACAUGAUUGGCAAAAUAAUAAUAGACUUUUCAACCUGUCAAACCAAUUGACAAUUAACAACUCAAUUGGAGAAACAAAUAUUAUAUAUAUAAAUAUGUAUACAUUUACACAUGAAUUAUUCCGCCAUCAUGAUCAUCCAUUAAUUAUCCAUGAAACUUUAAAUAUAAGUCUCAUAAAAAUAUCUCACAUCUCAUGUGAAGGAAAAUAAAAAAUAAAAUUCCAAACAGUUACAUUAGCAAUUUACAAGCGAAAAUGUAAUCAAAUCUGAUUAGUACCAGAUUAGAUUAAUAAAAAACACUAAAUUGGUCAAUUCUUUACAAUUAGAUAUUAUUAUUAUUAUUAUAAUAAAUUAUUAUCAAUUGUUAUUAUAUUAAUUAUUUGGCGGGAAAAAGAAACUUAUUUCUUUUUGCUUUCGUUUUUCUUUGUUGAUUUUUUUUUUAAAUUCAGUUUCCUUUCAAUUCCUUAUAUAAAUAAUGUUUCCUUUUAUCAUGAUACCUUUUUUUUG
This is a messenger RNA of Panonychus citri (citrus red mite), 4092 nucleotides long. RefSeq names its product muscarinic acetylcholine receptor M2-like. Bases 996 to 3593 code for a protein of 865 amino acids. The record is from RefSeq and is a predicted model, not a curated record. The transcript has a single exon. Gene Ontology annotation, cellular component: plasma membrane; dendrite; synapse. NCBI's taxonomy places the organism in Eukaryota, Metazoa, Arthropoda, Arachnida, Trombidiformes, Tetranychidae. Gene Ontology annotation, molecular function: G protein-coupled serotonin receptor activity; G protein-coupled acetylcholine receptor activity. Gene Ontology annotation, biological process: adenylate cyclase-inhibiting G protein-coupled acetylcholine receptor signaling pathway; chemical synaptic transmission; G protein-coupled receptor signaling pathway, coupled to cyclic nucleotide second messenger.